UUGCUCCGCUUCUGGAACUUUCCUACAUUCCGCCCCCACUACCUCCGUCACCCUUUGAGGGUCGCUAUACUUACCAUGAAGUAGGCUUUGUCAACGAGCUGCCUAUCAAAGGUCGUUAUCACGAAGACGUUGGUAUUGAUCAUAGUAGUGGCAAUAGCAGCGACACUGAUAUUCCGUUGAUCGUUGAUGCAGCCCACUUCACACGUCUCCUGCCUCAAGGUUCAGCUAACUGGACUACAGCUUGCCGUGUUUUGGCCGCGUAUCCCCCCGUUAAGCCGAAUAACCUGACUUGGGGAUGGAACAAGCCCCAUUGGGCAUCAUAUGCUAUUCGUCAUCCGGAUCGUGUGGCAGAAAUGUUAGACUUCGACCGCCUUGAAGCCAUGGAUGUAGUAAGCGAUGCAACAGAAACCAAAACAAUUGUAGAAGGCCUGAGCGACAGUGUGGAGGUUGGAAGUAAGGAGGUGGUGCUGCAUACCCAAGAGGUGACGAAGGAAGAUACCUCAGAUGGCUCGGAAGUAGUUGAUUCUCCCAGUUCUUAUCGUGUGUUGGAGCGUAGGCGCAAAUCCGUCAAGACAACACAGGGUCAGGUACUUAAAAUUUGA
Molecule: messenger RNA, 602 nt
Organism: Protopolystoma xenopodis
Lineage: Eukaryota; Metazoa; Platyhelminthes; Monogenea; Polystomatidea; Polystomatidae
Source: the annotation of a GenBank genome assembly